Mus caroli (Ryukyu mouse) is the source of this 4181-nucleotide messenger RNA. Lineage: Eukaryota; Metazoa; Chordata; Mammalia; Rodentia; Muridae. The record is from RefSeq and is a predicted model, not a curated record.
CUAGUUCAUUGAAAGCUGUCAGCCCCCUCAGGGUGGUGGUUCCUCCCAAUAUGAAUCUUUUCAACUUGGACCGUUUUCGCUUUGAGAAAAGGAGUAAGAUUGAGGAAGCUCCCGAAGCAGCCCCUCAGCCCUCCCAGGCCCGUCCUUCGUCACCAAUUUCUCUUAGUGCUGAAGAGGAGAAUGCUGAAGGGGAAGGUAGCAGGGCAAACACCCCAGACUCAGAUGUAACUGAGAAAACAGAAGAUUCUAGUGUUCCAGAACCUCCAGACAAUGAAAGAAAAGCAAGUUUAUCAUGUUUCCAAAAUCAAAGAGCAAUACAGGAGUAUAUUGAUUUAUCAUCUGAUAGUGAAGAUGUUUCUCCAAAUUGUUCCAGUACAGUUCAAGAGAAAAAAUUCAGCAAAGACACAGUGAUUAUAGUUUGAUUGAAUCAACAAGCACUAUGGAUGGAGCUAUUGCUGCUGCCUUGCUGAUGUUUGGUGAUGCAGGUGGUGGACCCAGGAAAAGAAAAUUAUCUUCUUCUUCUGAGGAGGAUGAAGUUAAUGAUGAUCAGUCUGUAAAAAAGCCACGAGGGGAUCGUGGAGAAGAAUCAAAUGAGUCUGCAGAAGCCAGCAGCAACUGGGAAAAGCAAGAAAGUAUUGUGUUGAAAUUGCAAAAGGAAUUCCCAAAUUUUGAUAAACAGGAAUUAAGAGAAGUGCUUAAAGAGCAUGAGUGGAUGUACACAGAAGCCUUGGAGUCUCUGAAAGUGUUUGCGGAAGAUCAAGAUGUGCAGUGUGCUUCACAAAGUGAAGCUACAAAUGGAAAAGAAGUUGCAAGGAAUCAAAAUUAUUCUAAAAAUGCAACUAAAAUAAAAAUGAAACAGAAAAUUUCCAUGAAACCACAAAAUGGCUUUAACAAGAAACGUAAGAAAAAUGUAUUUAAUCCUAAGAAAGCCGUAGAGGACUCUGAGUAUGAUUCAGGUUCUGAUGCUGGGAGCUCACUGGAUGAGGACUACAGCAGUUGUGAAGAAGUGAUGGAAGACGGCUAUAAAGGCAAAAUUCUUCACUUCCUUCAAGUUUCUUCAAUUGCUGAGCUGACUUUGAUUCCUAAGUGUUCUCAGAAAAAGGCUCAGAAAAUAACAGAACUCCGGCCCUUUAAUAAUUGGGAAGCUCUGUUUACAAAGAUGUCUAAAAUCAAUGGCCUAUCUGAAGAUUUGAUAUGGAAUUGCAAAACGGUAAUUCAAGAAAGGGACGUAGUUAUAAGACUUAUGAACAAAUGUGAGGACAUUUCAAAUAAACUGACCAAACAAGUCACGAUGCUCACCGGGAACGGAGGCGGAUGGAACAGAGAGCAGCCCUCCCUUCUAAACCAAAGUUUGUCACUCAAGCCCUAUCAGAAGGUUGGAUUGAAUUGGCUGGCGUUGGUGCAUAAGCAUGGACUUAAUGGCAUUUUGGCAGAUGAAAUGGGCCUAGGAAAAACCAUUCAAGCCAUUGCAUUCCUGGCAUACCUCUUUCAAGAGGGUAAUAAAGGGCCUCAUUUGAUUGUUGUUCCAGCCUCCACCAUAGAUAACUGGUUAAGAGAAGUUAACUUAUGGUGCCCCAGUUUAAAUGUGCUCUGCUACUAUGGUUCUCAAGAAGAGCGUAAACAAAUUAGAUUCAAUAUCCAUAAUAAAUAUGAGGAUUACAAUGUAAUUGUUACAACGUAUAAUUGUGCAAUUAGCAGCUCUGAUGACCGCAGUCUCUUUCGACGACUGAAACUGAAUUAUGCAAUUUUUGAUGAAGGCCAUAUGCUGAAGAAUAUGGGCUCUAUCCGCUACCAACAUCUAAUGACAAUUAAUGCACGUAACCGUUUAUUGCUCACAGGCACACCUGUGCAGAAUAAUCUGCUAGAACUCAUGUCAUUGUUGAAUUUUGUUAUGCCACACAUGUUUAGCAGUAGCACCAGUGAAAUCCGAAGGAUGUUUUCUUCUAAAACGAAACCAGCAGAUGAGCAGAGUAUAUACGAAAAGGAGAGAAUAGCCCACGCGAAGCAAAUCAUAAAGCCCUUCAUCCUCAGGAGAGUGAAAGAGGAGGUUCUUAAGCUCCUGCCUCCCAAGAAGGAUCGGAUCGAGCUAUGUGCGAUGUCAGAGAAGCAGGAGCAGCUCUACUCGGGCCUUUUCAACAGAUUGAAAAAGUCUAUCAACAACCUGGAAAAAAACACAGAGAUGUGCAAUGUCAUGAUGCAAUUGAGAAAAAUGGCCAAUCACCCUUUACUACACCGCCAGUAUUACACACCUGAGAAACUGAAGGAGAUGUCUCAGCUAAUGCUGAAGGAACCUACGCAUUGUGAGGCUAACCCUGACCUGAUCUUUGAAGACAUGGAAGUUAUGACAGAUUUUGAACUACAUGUACUUUGUAAACAGUAUCAACACAUUAAUAGCUACCAGUUAGACAUGGAUUUAAUUUUAGAUUCUGGGAAAUUCCGAGCCUUAGGAUGCAUCUUGUCUGAGUUGAAACAGAAGGGUGAUAGAGUUGUAUUAUUCAGCCAGUUCACCAUGAUGCUGGAUAUAUUAGAGGUUCUCUUAAAGCAUCAUCAACAUAGGUACCUCCGAUUAGAUGGAAAGACUCAGAUUUCUGAAAGGAUUCAUCUAAUUGAUGAGUUUAAUACAGAUAUGGAUAUCUUUGUAUUUCUCUUGUCAACUAAAGCUGGUGGAUUAGGAAUAAAUCUUACUUCAGCAAAUGUUGUUAUACUUCAUGACAUUGAUUGCAAUCCAUACAAUGACAAACAAGCAGAAGACAGGUGCCAUAGAGUUGGUCAGACUAAAGAAGUAUUAGUUAUUAAAUUAAUAAGCCAAGGAACUAUUGAAGAGUCCAUGCUAAAAAUUAACCAACAAAAGUUGAAACUAGAACAAGACAUGACUACAGUAGAUGAAGCUGAUGAAGGAAGUAUGCCAGCAGAUAUAGCCACAUUACUAAAAACAUCAAUGGGCCUGUGAAAGGAGAGCGCGAAAGUCCUGAUUGAUGAGGAAAUAUCAACUUGGUGCAUUCAAGGACAUUCACAUCACGGUGACCAUGGGGUUUAGGAGCAUUUGUAAUUUUUUAUAAUUUCAUGUUGCAUUUCACAUAGUAUGGACAACUUUUUGCCACUAACUGGAUUCUCCAGAUACUCACAUCCUGAAAAUGUUGAAUAAUCAUUUUUCAAAGCAGUUUUCUGAAUGGGGAUUAGUUGGUGAUUGUUUGUAACAAAUAUGCUAAUGCUUUAGAAAUGUCAGUAUUUUUGUAAUUAUUUCUACCUCCAAAUAUAUAUACAUAUAUAUAUAUAGUGUCUUUCACUGGAUAAUGUGUGUAGAUUUACAUGUGCCUUAUUUGACAAUGUUUAUGUCUUGUUUUGCCUGUCUGAUUUGAAGUUUUUAUUAUGUUAAAGAAUGCAGCUGUAUAGGUUGUUCAGUCUUCAUUUUAUUGCUAUUUGAUGCAGAUGUUCACCAAUGUCAGUAAGAACUCAGCCUGAAUCACAAGGUGGCAUUCCAUCCACUAACGUCCCCAGGUCCUCUUCUUCCUCCUGUUAGAACACAUUUGUUUGGCUAAGCACUAAGUUGUUUUCCAGUGAGUAGGAACUGAAGCCUUUCUCCUGCUCUGGGGGUCAGUUCCUUCUUUCAUUUUCUUAGUGCACCUCUGGCUCAUUAACUCUGCCUUCUCUUGUGUGUGUUGCUAUCAGCUUCCUCUCCCGCUUUUGCUUCUCUUAACCAUUGCCCAGUCACUUCUGCUCCAGUUUUCUCUUACACAUUUCCUUCUGCUGUAUCACCAAGAUCAGCAGAUGUUGGUGGCAUAUUUCUAGUCCAGCAGAACAGAUUAAUUUAAAGAUACUUUCACUUCAAAGGAAACUGGAUGUGACUUCAUACCAAGGUAACGUUAGAUACUGCAUGAAAAUAGGUCAUUAACUUUAAAUUCUUUACAAAAUAUAAUUUACCAGUUCCCAGGAUUUCCAAUAUAGAACCACCUGAAGAGAAGCCAUUGUUCAAUUCCAGUUCAGUGUGGGUGACAAAGUGAAAUUUAGAAGUAAAAUUGUCUAUUUGAUAUUUCAGUCUUUAUUAACUUUUCAUUUAAAUUUUGCCUGUCAGUCUAUAUUGCUGUUUUUAUUAUACAUCAGAUUCUUUGUAUAACUUGUGAGUUUUAUGUGCUUUGUUUUAUAAUGUAAAUAUCAUUAUAAAUAAACUUAUUUAUAAAUGA